ACAGGACUGAGUAACUAACACUUUCACUUCCACUUUCCCUGGUUAGGACUCUUCCCUUUCACUGCUGAGGGACUGGGUUCAAUCCCUGGUUGGGGAACUAAGAUCCCCCAUAAUUUCCCAGCUCACCUACCUCCUGAAGUUCCCCUAGGAAACUAAGAGAUCAGAUCCACAGCAUUCCCUGUAGAGCUUCCACACCUCUGUUCUGAGUGAGUGAGUGAAAGUUUCUCAGUUGUGUCGGACUCUUUGCCAUCCCAUGGACUAUACAGUCCAUGGUAUUCUCCAGGCCAGAAUACUGUAGUGGGUAGCCUUUCCCUUCUCCAGGGAUCGUCCCAACCCAGGGAUCAAACCCAGGUCUCCUGCAUUGCAGGCAGAUUCUUCACCAACUGAGCUAUCAGGGAAGCCCUUAUCUUGACUUUUGAGAACCUGCACUGAACUUUGAACUUCCUGAUGGUUUCCCCAGGGCUCUGCCAUUCCCGCUGCUGGAAUGCCCUUCGCCUGGUAAAACCUCACUCACUGACACUUUUGUGAAACGCCAUUGCUGCUCCAGGCUGGUAACCUUUUCAGCUGACAGCCUGCUCCCCUGUGAUCCCAAAGCAUUCUGUUCAUCACUCUGAGAGCCCUUGCCAGAGUAUAGCCUCCCUAGCGCUCCACCUGUUUGGCUCUCACCCGUGAGCUGCUCUAGGCGCCCACGGAUACUUGUAAUGAAUGAAAGCCUCCCGUCCCUCCCACUGGCGGUGAGCAUCCUUCCUGCGGUCUAACCCGAGUCGCUCCUGCUGCAGCGCGCACGGCGGGGAGGGUGAGAGAGUGACACCUGGCCAAGUGCGCGCCGCGAGUCCGAGCCGAGGCCGGUGGGAGCGGCCGGCCGAGCCCCCCCCUCGCGCCCCCCGGCGCCGCCGCCCUGCCGGCGACCCCGGCCCCCGCCGCCGCUGGCGCCUCUUCGCCCCGGUUACCGCUAGUGGCUGCUGUCGCUCAGUGGAGCCCAAGGAGACCGCGGCCAGAGCGUCCACCGAGCAAGAUGGUGGCUCCCGAGUCUCUUCUCCCACCAGCGGAGCGGAAGUAGACUUUCCUGGCUAAGUUAGAUGAAUGGUCCCCCUUAGCCUGGCGGGCUGCCCCCCUCCUGCCUCCCUACCAACUCCCCCUGUCAAGGGAGGUGCUUCGGUGUGCGGGGGAGGCUGGGGGGCCAAGAGCAUUUGUGCAGGGGUUGGGGGUGCCCUAGCCCCCCCCAGGAGGAAUGGUGCCCCCAGGGAAGAAACCAGCCGGAGAGGCUUCCAACUCCAACAAGAAGUGCAAGCGUUACUUCAACGAGCACUGGAAAGAGGAGUUCACCUGGCUGGACUUUGACUACGAGCGGAAGCUGAUGUUCUGCCUCGAGUGCCGCCAGGCCCUGGUGCGGAACAAGCAUGGCAGAGCGGAGAAUGCCUUCACCGUGGGCACGGACAACUUCCAGCGCCACGCCCUGCUGCGCCACGUGACCUCGGGGGCCCACCGCCAGGCUCUGGCUGCCAACCGGGGCCAGCCCUCUUUUGAGGGCCAGGCUGAGGGCGGAGGGGCCUGCCUAGGCCUGGCCACCACCCCCAGCUCCAGGGGCGUCAAGGUGGAAGCAGACCCGGCUAAAGUGGCCGUGCUGACCACGGUGUACUGCAUGGCCAAGGAGGAAGUGCCUGACGACCGCUGCUCUGCCCUGCUUGAGCUGCAGAGAUUCAACCUGUGCCAGGCGCUGCUGGGCACGGAGCACGGUGAUUACUACAGCCCCAGGAGGGUGAGGGACAUGCAGGUGGCCAUCGCCAGUGUCUUGCACACAGAGGCCCGUCAGCGCCUGAAGGCAUCCCCGUAUGUGGGCCUGGUGUUGGACGAGACCAGGGACUGGUCUGAGUCCCACAGUCUGGCCUUGUUUGUCACUUCGGUGUCCCCCUGCGAUGGCCAGCCUGCCACCACCUUUCUGGGCAGUGUGGAGCUACAGGAAGGCGAGGCCACUGCUGGCCAACUCCUGGACAUCCUGCAGGCUUUCGGCGUGUCUGCAUCCAAGCUGGCCUGGCUCAGCUCAAGCCUCCCCAGUGACCGCCUGGGGAGCGUGUGCCCGCAGCUCCGGGCCACCUGCCCACUGCUCACGGAGCUACACUGCCUCCCUGGCCGGACAGACCCCAAACCCCCUGCCUACCUAGGUGAAUAUGAAAGCGUACUGGAUGCCCUAUUCCGCCUGCACGGCGGCCCCAGUUCUCACGUGGUCCCCGAACUCAGGGCGGCACUGGACCUUGCAGCUAUUGACUUGGCAGGACCACGGCCAGUGCCCUGGGCCUCCCUGCUGCCAGUGGUGGAAGCUGUGGCUGAGGCUUGGCCUUGCCUGGUGCCCACCCUGGAGGCCUCUGCCCCAGCCUCGCCUACCACAAGGGCGCUGGCCCUCGCCCUUCGCCAGUUCACCUUCGUGGCCUUCACCCACCUCCUGCUGGAUGUUCUGCCCUCCGUGCAGAAGCUGGCCCUUGUCCUGCAGCCAGAGGAGCCGGAUUUGGCCUUGCUGCAGCCUCUGGUGAUGGCAGCUACAGCCUCCCUCCACGCACAGUGCAGUUCAGCAGGCCCGGCCUCCGGAGCCCCCAGCCCGCUGCUGGCCUCCCUGGCCCUGCCCGCCAGGCCUCUGCAGCCCCCGCUGGACUUCAAGCACUUGCUCACCUUCCACUUCAAUGGCGCCACCCCGCUCAAUCUCUUCCCCAACUUCAGCACGAUGGACCCGGUCCAGAAAGCUGUCAUCAGCCACACAUUUGGGGUCCCCUCUCCCCUGAAGAAGAAGCUCUUCAUUUCCUGUAACAUCUGUCACCUGAGAUUCAACUCAGCGAACCAGGCCGAAGCACAUUACAAAGGCCACAAACAUGCCAGAAAACUCAAGGCUGUUGAAGCUGCCAAGAGCAAGCAGAGGCCUCAAACCCUGACCCAGGAUGAGACGCUGGCGUCCCCCACCCCGACUCCAGCCGGUGGAGCCCCUGAAGAGCUGCGCAGCAAAGCAGUUCCUGCAGCCCCUCCUCCUGAUCCCGAAAUCCAGUCACCCCGGAGUCCAGAACCCACACCCAGGGAGCCGGUCCCCUCAGACCUCUUGGAUGCUGUCUCCUCUUCCUCCUCUUCGUCUUGCCCACCCUGCUCCCCAGAGCCUGGGCCAGAGGCCCCAGAGUCUGAACCGGCGGCAGCUGCUGUGGGAAGCGGUGUGAGUGGGGAAGGCAGGGGCGAGAAGGGGCGCCUCUACUGCGCCACAUGUAAGGUGACCGUGAAUUCCGCCUCCCAGCUUCAGGCUCACAACACAGGAGCCAAGCACCGGUGGAUGGUGGAAGGUCAGCGGGGAGCUCCCCGCAGGGGCCGGGGCCGCACGGUGCCCCGGGGAGGAGCUGGACACAAGGCCAAGAGAGUGACAGGGGGCCGGGGGGGCCGGCAGGGGCCCAGCCCCCCAUUCCACUGUGCUCUCUGUCAGCUCCAGGUCAACUCAGAGACCCAGCUCAAGCAGCACCUGAGCAGCAGGAGACACAAAGACCGUCUGGCUGGGAAGCCCCCCAAGCCCUCCAGCCAGCACAGCAAGCUGCAGAAGCACGCGGCACUGGCUGUGAAUCUCCUCAAGUCUAAACUGGCCUUGCAGAAGCAACUCACCAAGACCCUGGCAGCCCGCUUCCUGCCCAGCCCGCUCCCCACCGCGGCGGCAGCCAUCUGUGCCCUGCCAGGGCCCCUGGCCCUCCGGCCUGCCCCCACAGCGGCCACCACCCUCUUCCCAGCUCCGAUCCUGGGUCCGGCUCUGUUUCGCACCCCAGCGGGAGCCGUUCGCCCUGCCACGGGACCCAUCGUCUUUGCCCCCUAUUAGCCCUCCCAGCAGUCGCCUCUGCCCACCACCGGCCCUGAUCCCUCUCCCUGAGAUGCCUCAGUUCCCUCCAUCCCUCAGGAGAAUGCCUUGUAUAGCCUCGGGGUCCUGCCCAAUCUAGGAAGAGCUGGGCUAACGCUAAGAGCUGCUCUGCCCAGCCCUCAGUCUGCACUGGGGACUCAACUAAUGCCACCCUGGCCCACGGACCAUCCAUCUGCACCCUCCCUGCCUCUGGUGUCUAGGGCUAGUCCUGGUCUCCCCUCCAUUUCCCAUCCUGACUUACGGGGAGCAAACCGAAAAACCCAAAGAUCUAUGCAAUAAUCCUAGCCCCAGUCCCAUGGUGCUCUCAUCCCCCCAACUCAAGACCUACAGCCAUGUGGCCAGAGGCCCAAGGAAUCUGACUUUCUCCUAGCCUGAGGACAAGACUGUGACCUCUAUUCCCAUGCCCUGCAGGGGGUGGGGUGGGGGUGGUCUUCCCCAUCCACUGGAUUCCCCAGAGAAUCACUGGCGAUGAUGGAGGGGGUCUCCAGCAGGAGUGGGUUCAAGGCUGCCUGGACAAGGGUGUGGUGGAGGACCGUGGAGGAGAGAGGGAGCAGCACCAAGUGGGACAAAGCCAAGGGGCGGCUGGAGCCGCAAGCUUCUGGGGUUUCCACCUGCUGAUAGGAUGAGGUGAUGGUGAUGGUGAUGUUCUGGCUGGGCCGUCCGUAAUAGAGGAAAUGACCAGUCCCACACACGUUCUCCCCUCUUAGCCUUUCAUUGAGUCUUCCUGAACCCCAGCUCUCGAGGGGGAAGUGGGGUGACACUGGGUCUCCCUCAGACUAUGGGCCCCCCUGACACCAAAUCCACCCCCCAGGGCUCCCCUCCAGUUCCUCACUUCAAACUGGCCCCCAGCACUCAACUCAGCUUUCUCCCCAGACCAGCAGCCCAAGCCCCCCUCGCUGUGAACCCGAGUGUUGGGAUCCACUCUCAAGACCCAUUUUCGUGCUGUCAAGAUUACUGCCACCACCCGCCUCCCACCCCAGCACUGCCACCCACCACCCCACGAUAUGGGACUUCGCCAGUAUCCGCCUGUUAUCCUUUUUUAAAAAAGCUAUUUCCAAUGGGGGUACAAGAAAAAAAAGGGGGAGGGGAGGGAAACUUUUUGAUAACAGUUGUGGUUUUAUUGUGUCCAACACAUUAAUAAAUGAAUUUAAGCUCAA
Molecule: messenger RNA, 5028 nt
Organism: Cervus elaphus (red deer)
Lineage: Eukaryota; Metazoa; Chordata; Mammalia; Artiodactyla; Cervidae
Gene: ZNF385C
Product: zinc finger protein 385C
Exons: 10
Coding region: 1232-3832 (866 amino acids)
Cellular component (GO): nucleus
Molecular function (GO): nucleic acid binding; zinc ion binding
Source: RefSeq, a predicted model, not a curated record